This is a messenger RNA of Rhodofomes roseus, 606 nucleotides long. RefSeq lists its product as uncharacterized. Lineage: Eukaryota; Fungi; Basidiomycota; Agaricomycetes; Polyporales; Fomitopsidaceae. The record is from RefSeq and is a predicted model, not a curated record. Bases 139 to 540 code for a protein of 133 amino acids. The transcript has 4 exons.
CACUCGCCUACGUCAUGGCCCACCACGACCAACUACUUCAACGCGACUCGCUUGCACGUCCUCAACUCACACUUUCCCAUCUCUUUUUGCACCCACACAUUACCUUGCAUUCCUAACGACCCACGAACAACCACCACGAUGUCCAUGCUCCGCAACGCGCUCGCAUCCACCACCCCCGCCGUCCGCGCCGGCACGCGCGCGUUCCGCGUCUCGCCCGCCGCGAGCAAAUCGGCGACCGAGAAGGUGAAGGAGGUUGCAAGUGACGUCAACAUCAAGGUCGGGCGAACGCUUGCAUCUGCGAUCGAGAAGGGCGAGGAAGCAACAGAAGCCACGAAAGAGACAUUGGCCCCCGCCGCGCAGAAGGCAAAGGAGGUGACGGGCCAGGCAAGCCAGAAGGCAAGCCAGGCGACGGGUCAGGCAAGCCAAAAGGCCAGCCAGGCAACGGGGCAGGCAAGCCAGAAGGCCAACCAGACCUCAGCAGGCGUGAAGGAAGGCGCACGAGACUUCAAAGAGGACGUCAAGAAGGAGGCACGCAAGUAAACAAACCUCGUUGCCUCUUCCGCACCGGUAUUCACCAUGGGACCAACGCACGGUACCUCCUGUAGC